This is a messenger RNA of Homarus americanus (American lobster), 1146 nucleotides long. RefSeq names its product loricrin-like. The record is from RefSeq and is a predicted model, not a curated record. The transcript has a single exon. The coding region runs from base 31 to 921 and encodes 296 amino acids. Lineage: Eukaryota; Metazoa; Arthropoda; Malacostraca; Decapoda; Nephropidae.
UAUAAUACUAAAAUGUAAUCCCCAUACUUCAUGUUGUUUCAGAUAAUUGUUUCUUUAGUCGCGACGGCUGCCGCCGAUGUGCUCCCAAGCUACAAUCUGCCAUCACCCGGUGGUGCAGGUUUCUCCCAUGGCAGUUCUGGGAGUUCAGGAUUCUCUGGAAGUGCAGGAUUCUCUGGAAGUGCAGGAUUCUCUGGAAGUGCAGGAUUCUCUGGGAGUGCAGGACACUCAGGAGGCGGAGGAUAUUCCGGGGGCGGCAGCUGUGGUCAUGGACAGGUCCGUCAUGUUGAUGGCAGCUGUGUGACUCCUCAGGUCACCCGAAAUUUGUUUGUGUACAACGCCCCUCCAGUGGCCCCAAUCGUGGGCCCACGACCACACGUUCCUCUCCCAAGAAUUGAACACAAUGUUAUCUUCAUUCGCACCCCAGAGCAUGGCCCAGGCCAGCAACCCAUUGUCGUGCCACCACCACAAACAAAGAACGUCGUGUACGUCCUCAACAAACGACCUGAACACGACCAACAGGUCAUCCACGUACCAGCACCAGAACAAGAGGCUCCUGAUGUGUUCUUCGUCAACUACGCUGAAGGAGACAACCCAACUCUGCCCACCGGCGAGGACCUCCAGUCUGCUCUCGGCUCUGCUACCCAGGGUGGCGGUGAAGUUAUCUCUAGCGGCGGUAUUGGAGGUGGCAUCGGUGGCGGUAUUGGAGGUGGCAUCGGUGGCGGUAUUGGAGGUGGCAUCGGUGGCGGUAUUGGAGGUGGCAUCGGCGGCGGUAUUGGAGGUGGCAUCGGCGGCGGUAUUGGAGGUGGCAUCGGUGGCGGUAUUGGAGGUGGCAUCGGUGGCGGUAGUGGAGGCGGCGUCGGCGGCGUUUAUGGAGGCGGCAUCUCUACCGUUACUCCAUCCGGUGUGUACUCUGCACCUUAGACACUCUAGGCUCCAGCUGCCAGCUCCAGCCUCCAUCUUUACAUCACAGUAUAACUCGUCGGCUUCAACUACCUGCUUAUUAUUACUAUUACUACUGAAUCUCCGCUCGUCUUGUAAUGAAUUAUUUAUUUUUUGUGAUAAGCGGAUUUCUAUUUAAUGACAUCAAAGAUAAUAUAUUUCGCACUGGUUAUCUCUGCCAAAUUAAAUAAAAUAUAUUAUUAGUAA